AUGGAGGCAACACUGUUCUGUUUCUUGGAUUUUGUUUCAUUGAGGUUUUGUAAUGAUGGGUUGGUUUUUUUGGUUUGCGAGAAGGGUUUCUUGGAUGAUCAGUUUACACAGCUUCAGAAACUCCAAGAUGAUAGCAACCCAGAGUUUGUGGUUGAAGUUGUGUCUCUCUUCUUUGAAGAUUCUCAGAGGCUUCUCAACAAUUUGGCCUCUGCUCUACAACAACAGAUUGUAGAUUACAAACAGGUCGAUGCCCAUGUCCACCAGUUCAAGGGUAGUAGUUCUAGCAUAGGUGCACAGAGAGUCAAAAAUGUGUGUGUUGGCUUCAGAAACUGCUGUGAGGAGAAAAAUCUUGAUGGGUGUGUGAGAUUUCUGCAACUAUUGGAACAUGAAUACACUCUUGUGAAGAGCAAGCUUGAAACUCUCUUCGGGCUGGAGCAAAAAAUCUUGGCAGCUGGUGGGUCGGUUCCGAUGAUGGCAUAAGUAGAACUUAUUUCAUCUCCAAACGGUGGUUGG
Molecule: messenger RNA, 513 nt
Organism: Camellia sinensis
Lineage: Eukaryota; Viridiplantae; Streptophyta; Magnoliopsida; Ericales; Theaceae
Source: RefSeq, a predicted model, not a curated record